AUGCUGGAAGGAAAAGCUGUGGUGCGAGAAACAGAUAUGCCACAUGCCAUGCAAAGCCAUGCCAUGGAGUUGGCUUACAAGGCUCUUGAUCUCCAUGAAGUUUCUGACUGUAGAUCCAUUGCUCACCAUAUCAAACAGAAGUUUGAUGAAGCUUAUGGCUCUGCCUGGCACUGUGUGGUUGGCAAAAACUUUGGAUCUUGCAUCACACAUUUGUGUGGGACUUUCAUUUUCUUCCAUGUGGAGAUGAUGGAGUUUCUCAUAUUCAAGGAUGGCGAAGACUCUACUGAAAGCAGGGAAGAAGCUAUUGGUGUGCUGCAGAUGGAAAGCCAAGACAGUGAUGAUGCAUAAGACAAUUUAUCGAAUAUUUGCCAGCAAGAGAAGUUGGAACUUGGCAAAUGCUAGGGGUGUUCAAUCUUAGAAGGAAAGUAAAUUUUAUUAAAUUAGGGUGACAUAAAUCCAA
Messenger RNA from Prunus avium (sweet cherry), 460 nucleotides. The record is from RefSeq and is a predicted model, not a curated record. NCBI's taxonomy places the organism in Eukaryota, Viridiplantae, Streptophyta, Magnoliopsida, Rosales, Rosaceae.